Siniperca chuatsi (mandarin fish) is the source of this 5212-nucleotide messenger RNA. It is a transcript of the gene tapt1a, whose product is annotated as transmembrane anterior posterior transformation 1a. Gene Ontology annotation, biological process: maintenance of protein localization in endoplasmic reticulum; positive regulation of cilium assembly. NCBI's taxonomy places the organism in Eukaryota, Metazoa, Chordata, Actinopteri, Centrarchiformes, Sinipercidae. The coding region runs from base 447 to 2102 and encodes 551 amino acids. Gene Ontology annotation, cellular component: endoplasmic reticulum membrane; ciliary basal body. The transcript is spliced from 14 exons. The record is from RefSeq and is a predicted model, not a curated record.
UGUGGAUUCAUCUGCACUGUGUGCUGCCUCUUUCUAGGAGUAUAUCACAUACUUUACAAUGAUACCUGGAUAUAACCGAUAUAACCUUGCCCUAAAAACACUGGUUAACAUGUAACCUGUUAAAAAGACUGACCUAAGUUACUAAAUUACAAUUUUAUGUAUGAAAAUCACACAAUUAGGCCAUUGAGGGAAUCCUCAAUGUUUGCAUGUGGUAUAAGAUCUUUGUAUAUUGUUUUUGUAGUUGAGUAGAUCCUCUCUUUACAGGAAUGCAACCGAACAAGCAAGUCCAGACUAAUGUAGCUCUUUCUGGCUUGGUUUUUCCUUGGGGGCAAGAGAGGAAUGUGUGUAAACAUAAAAAGACCUCAGUAAUUUCACUAAGUUAAGCAGACUAACCAACUUCACCCGCACUUGACAAGGUCCCAAGAAAAGUCACACAGAAUCCACCAAUGAGAGACAAACCCUCCCACCAGCUUCUGUCAAAACAUAUAUCAGUGCCUUCAUGUUGUAGGAGUAAGAAGACUUCAGCUGGCUUAAAUUCACUUCUCGCAACACAUUCCUUUCAAAAUGACAAGGCAAUGGCUAUUCGUAUGUGGGAAACUAUGAAGCUGAUGACCUUUGGCUUCUUCCUGUGCGUGGACGCCUUCCUGUACGUCUUCACCCUGCUGCCCCUCAGGGUGCUGCUGGCCGUCCUCCGCCUCAUCACCCUGCCAUGCUGUGGCUUCAGGGCACACACAUGCCCCUACUGCAGAAGAAGCAGCGGGUCUCGGCUGCUGCAGCCAGCGCAGGUUUGUGACAUGCUGAAGGGCCUGAUCCUGGUGCUGUGCUUCUCCAUGAUGCAUUAUGUCGAUUACUCCAUGAUGUACCACCUGAUCAGAGGACAGUCUGUCAUCAAACUCUACCUCAUCUACAACAUGUUGGAGGUGGCUGACCGCCUCUUCUCCUCCUUUGGUCAAGACAUCCUGGAUGCUCUCUACUGGACGGCCACAGAACCUAAAGAACGAAAAAGAGACAGUAUAGGAGUCAUUCCUCACUUCAUCAUGGCUGUCUUUUAUGUCUUCCUCCAUGCCAUCCUCAUCAUGGUCCAAGCUUCCACCCUGAACGUCGCCUUCAAUUCACACAACAAGUCGCUGCUCACCAUUAUGAUGUCCAACAACUUUGUGGAGAUCAAAGGAAGUGUGUUUAAAAAAUUUGGAAAGAACAACUUAUUCCAAAUGUCCAACAGUGAUAUCAAGGAACGGUUCACCAGCUACGUUCUCCUGCUCAUUGUUUGUCUCAGGAAUAUGGAGCAAUUCGCAUGGAACCCGGACCACCUGUGGGUGUUGUUCCCUGAUGUCUUUAUGGUCGUCACCUCUGAAGUUGCUGUUGACAUAAUUAAACAUGCUUUCAUCACCAAAUUCAACGACAUCACUGCAGAUGUGUACAGUGAAUACAGAGCCAGUUUGGCCUUCGAUCUCGUCAGCAGUCGACAGAAGAAUGCUUGUACAGACUACAGUGACUCAGUGGCCCGGAGGAUGGGCUUCAUCCCUCUGCCUUUGGCUGUUCUGCUUAUCCGAGUGGUAAUGAGUUCGGUGAAGGUGCAGGGAGCGCUUUCAUACACAUGUGUGUUCCUAUUUUAUCUCGGGCUGGUUUCACUUAAAGUGUUGAACAGUAUUGUGCUGCUGGGGAAGUCGUGUGUUUACGUCAAGAGGGCCAACAUGGAGGACAAGCUGUUUGAGAGGCCCUCCACCAGUCCAUCCUCCUCCGGGAAAAGCUCCAGCAAAGCUGAUCAGGCCAGAUGUCCCACACCUUCAGGUGAAUCCAAGGCGGCGCACAUCCCUGCCACACCCUGCAGCCCACCAUCCUCCUCCUCCUCCUCUGUGACCACCCAGCCGACUCCCAGGACUGACUUGUUUCCUCCCCCACCCACUGAUGCCUCUCCUGCUGCUUCAGCUAGCCGUCCUCCAACUCCACCACCUGAACUUGAACCUGAACAACCUGCACCUUCACUCUCCAAAGAAGAGGAGGGUGAGGCACAAGGAGCCUCUGAACUGAAGCACAGGACUCCCAAAAAAGACCUGCUGGAGAUCGACCGUUUCACAAUCUGUGGUAACCGCAUCGACUGACCAGUGGCAGCCGCUGAUGUAGCGAUUAACCACUCAGGAAAGAAGUAGAGCAAGGGGCACUUCAGCCCGGCUCUCCUGGCCAACAGCAGCAGAAAGCUGAGUAUUUAUUAAAGUCAGUGGCAAUACAGUAAGUUAUUGUGAACAUGGACACUCAGUGUCAGACGAUCAUGCUGUUGUUGAAGCCUGAAGUUGAGAAGAAGUUUGACAAAGAAAACUUCAGCUGGCUGAUAGACAGCAGGAGACAGAAAGUGUGACUGUGGCGGCCCAGUCGUCAGGAUGAACUGUCAUGUCAGUGUGUGUUUGUGUGAAAGUGUUAGGAUGGUUCAGUAUUUGGAGUGAGUGUGCAGGUGUGAGAGUGUGUGUGAAACAGCGUAUGUGUGAGCGUGAGAGCACACAAGCACUUCCUGUCUGAGCAGCACUGGAACCAGAAGGAGAGAAGUUUCUCAGUUCACUCAGCAGCCAGAAAACAAACUUCCAAACUCUUACAUUAAAAGGAAACACCUGAAUCAAUUCUCAUUGCUUCAGUCGUUUCCCUUUUUUACUCAAGAAAACCUGAUUUUAAAAGUAUCAGGGUUCUUUUUGUAAAUUAUUGGGUGCCAUCCAACAUAUCGAUCCAAUUUGCAAGAAAAUCUAGCCUCUUUUUACAGCACAGCCUUUAUAAUCAGACACUGAGGUCACUUAAACAAUUCAGCUAAGAAAUUUAGAUGUGGAAAUAGCUAAGAAGUGGAAAAGCUUCUAAGAUGUUCCUUCAAUAAGGGACUUGAAGCUCAUGGUUCCCAAACUGAGGGUCAUAACCCACACAAAGUGUCAUAAGAUAAAUCUUGUGGGUCACGAGGUGAUGAACAAGCCAGGAAAGUAGAAAAAAUAUAUUCAUGCUACACAAAAUUAUGUUUUUUUCUGUAAUGUUAACCCUUUUUCUUUUCAUGAAUUUGACCUUUUCAGGUCUCUGAAACUUACUCAAAUGAAACAAAAAGCAGAAAACAAAUUACUUUUUGUCUAAACUGGUCACAAACUGUACACACGUACACAAUGGUUUGUUUAAGGGGGUCACGAGCCAAAAAGGUUGGGAAACACAGCUCUAAGGAGUCACACACACUGAUAAUAUUAGGCUGCUCACACCAUUAACUGCUCAGUUCAGAAGUCUAUACCUCAGUGAGACUACGGUAGUAAGAAGUUUGAAGUGAAGCAUCGUUUUACUUUCCAACAUCAUCUGAUGGCGUUAUAAACGUGACUAAGAACAGUGAGUGUUAAGUAGAGCCUUUCGUUUACACAGCCAACAGAUGAAGUCAUUUGCAGCCCACGCUGCGCCUUGAGCAACUAAAGGACCUUUUAUUACAGGACUCAGUCAGCGCACAACGUUAACAGGAGCUGCCGGUCAAAUGCUGCCGACACUAAAUCUGCUGCUUCUACCAGCCGCUUACGCAGCCAGACGUAUUUCAGAGGUCCACUUAAAACUAUGAAAGAAGAAUACUGAAAAAUGCUGAUAGACGCUGAAGAUAAUCUUAAUAUUCUUCUUGCUUAGGGUACAUUUUUCAAAUCGCUUUAUAUACUGUAUAUUAGGCAACAAAUCCUUAUCUGAAAAUCAUAAUUUAUUAUCUCUAAAAUACAGAUAAUCAUUAGAAAAGGGUUAUCACUUUUAUCCAAGGAUUAAUAUUACAUUACGCAUCCUUCACCAAGUAACCAGUCAUUUUAUUAUAAAAAUGGUAUUUCAUUUUUCAUUCAUUUUUGGUCUUGAACGUUUGCACUGAUGGACCGUAUUGUCUUAAAUACGACGUUGUAAUGUAUGUUUCUCAUUCGACUCAAGUAAUGUUCUAAUGUUUACAUCUUAGAAAAUAGAAGCAAUAUUUCCACAACAAAAUGCCUUUGCAUGUGUGUAUGUCCAUUUUGCUGACUCACCUUGAUUGCUAUGAUUUAAAUUUUUAUUGCAAUGAAAAAAUCUAUAAAUAAUAAUAAAAAUAUUAUAUAUAUAUGAUUGAUAUAUAUUAUAUCAUCUAACUUGAUUUAUGGAUGUAGUGAGAGAGGACAUGAAGUUAAUUGGUGUGAGUGAAGAGGAUGCAGAGGACAGGGUUAGAUGGAGGCGCUGUGGCGACCCCUGAAAGGGAACAGCCGAAAGGAAAAGAAGAUAUCAUCUAGCUUUCAUUUGUCACCCAUGUAUGUAACUGAGUGUAAGUAAAAUAUAAUAUAUUAAUCCUAACAUUGUAUGACAGUUUUACAACUCAAUGUCAGGUCAUAAAGUUCCAGCAGCCAUGCCAAAUAUUUCAUUUGUCAGAACUCUAUGUAGCACUUUAUGGUCCCUGCUGUCAACAGUUUUGUGCAGCAAGCGGAGAAGUUUUAGCAGAAUUAUAUAGACAAAUACGUUACUUGACUAGUACAAGAUAUAAUUAUUAGGGUUGGAAAUUACCAUCAAAUCAAACUAAAUGCUGGUAAGUUUUAAAAUGAUCUACAACAGAAAUCACUUCUGAGUUAAAUUUCCUCCUUCUUCCCAUCACUCUUUAGUUAUGUUGGAAUUUAAAAGGUAUUUUUCUGCCUUGUUAAUUACACAGUUUAACAUAUGACACUAAUAUAUUUUAAGUUGCUUUGGCAGAAGCUGUCAUAAUGUGAAGUGGAGCCUCAUAUUUUACUUUAAAGUAGAAGGAAGAUGUGUAUAAUGUAAACACAUAUCAGCAUUUAUUUGAUUUGAUUUGGAGAAAAAAAGCUUCUUUAUAAUGUUCAUUACCGUUGUAAUACGGACGAUAGUUCUAUUUUUGGAGCUGACAGUUAUAUGAUAAUACGUUUUUGCGCAUGAAAUCUGACUCUCCUCAGUCCUUCAUGUGGUUUUGUCAAAUGUCUCGUCUCCACUGGCCUGAGCUCAGUCUUGUUGUGGUCUGUUUGGCUCAGAGUCAAAGUGUCUCCACUGUCAUCUGGCUGAGCCUCACUGAUCCCAGUCCGCAGACGAGAUCAACCACAACUGGACCCUGCUGGGCUCAACCGAGCUCACGGAGAAGUGUUUUUAUGCAAGUUGCGAUGGUCCAGUACACUGCCUGCUUUGUUCAGUUUGGUUCCUUAUUUAAGUCCUACCUCGAUAUUGUAUGAAAUGCCCCUUUUGGAUCAAUAAAAGUUGGUUUCUUAAA